Pyricularia grisea is the source of this 2526-nucleotide messenger RNA. RefSeq lists its product as uncharacterized. NCBI's taxonomy places the organism in Eukaryota, Fungi, Ascomycota, Sordariomycetes, Magnaporthales, Pyriculariaceae. Bases 1 to 2526 code for a protein of 841 amino acids. Gene Ontology annotation, molecular function: triacylglycerol lipase activity. The record is from RefSeq and is a predicted model, not a curated record. The transcript has a single exon.
AUGGAGCCACAACUGGCCUCGGGUCCUGUAUAUAGAGGCCCAGGCCAGGUCUUUCAACAAUCACCAAUGCAGACAUUAGGCUCGGAUCGAUCGGGUAGCAGAACGGACACCUCGGAGGAGGAGGAGGAGGACGAUGGUACUCUUAGUGAGGGCGAGACUGCCCAGAGCCUCUUUCAGCCGGCCAUCAGUCCCAUCGCCACACGCCUGGCCUGGCCCGGGACUCCUGCUGCUGAGAAGGCAGCUGCUAUGUGGGAUUUUAUGGAUGGGCCCACCGACAACAUUGCCGACAGCCUCUCGUCAAAUCCGUCUGUUGAACCGAGCCAUAGAGGUACUGUUGCGGCAAGGCCAGGAACAUCGGCUACCAUGUUGGAUACCAAUGUUAACCGAGCAUCCUCGGCUACAAGGCCGCAUAAACCGGCAUCUGUCCCCACAAUAGCACCGCAACACCAACCUCAAAUGCCGGAGCCAUCAGGGUUUAGGAAGCUUUCCGGUUCCGGCACCACCCCCGGGUUCUCGAGUCGCAAGCGGGCAAGCACCGUCGGCGGCGAUGCCCUAAAGAAAUUGUCAAAGGCGAUACCUUCGAUAUCCAUGCCCUCCAACUUCCUACCCAGCCUACCAACCCCUUCGUUCUUCUCAUCCUCAUCCUCAUCAAAUAAACGCGACAGUUCUCUGUCUCCGACCCGGAAUGGACCGGUCACAAAAUCGGGGCAGGUCACGACAGACCACGGCUUCGAGGAAAGCUCCCGUUCCAAGGAAGAGUCCAUACACAUACGUUAUCCACGUGGACCAAAGUCUCUGCGUCCCUCGGGGCCACCUGGACAGGCUUAUACGUUGCGAAGGUCGACAUCUAUGGAGUCGACAUUAUACAAUCCCAUGUCGAGGGUCUCUUCUUAUGGUGACGACAAACGAUUCCUGGACGUGAGGAAAAUGACAAACUCAAGAUUCAAGGCUAUCAUGGAUAGCUUCGAUCGACCAACCUUCAAGAUGCCGCAGCUCCCCAGCAUGACAUCUCCGUUCAAAAGCAGUAGUUUUACAGAAUCUUCUAUAGGCUCCGGACCCAGAUCGCCAGGGAAACAACCUCGCAACAGCACGAUUAGCCCCAAGGACGGAAUAGCAAUACUCGAUGCUGUACUUGAAUCACUCAUCGGCGACGUUGUGGUUCUGGGAGGAUACAGAGGAUCGAUACUUCGCUCCGCAACCUCACCACAUCAACAAUUAUGGGUUCCCGUAAAGGUCGGUCUCAACAUGCGCAAGGUAAAUCUUGAAGUUGGACUGGACCCUCAGGAUGAGGAAACAAUGGAGGAACACAUCAUCCCAUCCAGCAUGCUUCAGAACAUCGGGCCCAUUGACAUUUCGCGCCGGCUACUGAAGCGAAUGCGUGAAAGCCGAAACGCGAAAGCGGGAACCCUCAGAGUCCACGAGUUUGCCUACGACUGGAGGCUUAGUCCUGCUCGAUCUUCGGCACGCCUACUCAAAUUUCUUGAGGGUUUAAAAUGUAAUAGUAUGCGAGACAAACCAAGCGGAGCUCUUGUUAUUGCUCACAGCCUGGGCGGCCUCAUAACCCGUCACGCUGUAAACCAACGACCGGAUCUCUUUUCUGGUGUCGUUUACGCCGGCGUUCCGCAGCGCUGCAUCAAUAUCAUCGGCCCGCUGCGCAACGGCGAUGCGGUCCUGCUCAACCAGAAGCUCCUCACGGCGCAAGUCAACUUCUCCUUCCGAACUAGCUUUGUCUUCCUACCAGAGGAUGGCGUUUGUUUUGUCUCCAAGGACGGCACCCAAGAGUUCAAGUUUGACUUUUACGACCCAGAAAACUGGGUAAAGUACAGGCUGUGCCCCGCCGUCGCGCCGCCCCUCAAACCGACGCUGCCCGUCAGCAAACUCGACUCGGCCCUCUAUUCGCUGCGCGAGAUGUCCACCACUAUAUCGACUUUUGACCUCCGCGGAAGGAGCGGCAGCGACGACCGAGGUCGCAAGGCUCCCACACUCGCCAACGGGGGCGUCCUAGGCCCGCCUCCUAUGCCAUCAGAGGACUCUGGACCGCACCAAACGAACGGCGACGGCAGCCGCACAAGCUCGCCGGGAUCUAGCCAGGGACAUCAGGAAGACCAGCACUACUCCCGAGCCUACAAAUACCUGGCACGGACGCUGGCAGAGACGAAGCAGUUCCGGGCCGAGACGCAGCACCGGCCCGAGCUGAGCGACUCCAACGCAUACCCACCGCUGGCCGUCAUCUACGGCAAGGACACGCCCACGGUCCACGCAGUGCGCGUGUCGUCACUCGACGCCAUUGCUAGCCCCGACGAGGUUUACAACGAUCUGGUGUUUCGAUCUGGCGACGGUGUCGUGCUGGCGCGCGAGGCCAUGUUGCCGCCGGGCUAUGACGUCGUCAGCGGCGGGAGGAUCAGCACCGAAAAGGGCCACAUCAGUAUACUCGGCGACUUUGCCGGCGUGGCCAAGGCCAUCGAAGCGGUUUUGAGGGGGCGGAGUAAGGGAAUUGGGAAAGGCGUUGGGGCUAUGGAUUCAUGA